Molecule: messenger RNA, 1002 nt
Organism: Arthroderma uncinatum
Lineage: Eukaryota; Fungi; Ascomycota; Eurotiomycetes; Onygenales; Arthrodermataceae
Product: GTPase EngB
Exons: 4
Coding region: 1-1002 (333 amino acids)
Cellular component (GO): mitochondrion
Molecular function (GO): GTP binding
Source: RefSeq, a predicted model, not a curated record
AUGUUCGCGAUGUUCAACAUCGUCAUGCUUGGCAUGUUGGCUCAGAUCCUCCCGCUCGCUGAUGGAGUUGACUCCGUGAACCCGCGCAUAAGACAUGUCCACUCGCCCUACGUCGUUCGGCAGCAUUUCCAGACGCCUGUCAAACCGUAUACUCCCAGAGCUACCCAGAGGAAGCACCAGGUCCCAGGUCCAGAACAGUUAGAAUAUGCAACGCACUUUUUCGCCAAAUCCAGGCAUUCGCCUAUACACCUUUGGACUACCAACCUGUUUCGCAAGAUCCCCGAAUCAGACACGCCGGAGGUGGUGUUUAUGGGCCGGUCUAAUGUUGGUAAAAGCUCGGUAAUUAACAUGCUGGUCGGGGAUAAUAUUUGCUUUACAUCAGCCACGCCUGGCCGGACGCAAACUAUGAAUGCAUUUGCAGUUGGAGGGAGGAAAGGAGGCGAAUCGAAGAUCAAUAUAAUUGACUCCCCGGGAUAUGGCAAGGCCAGUCGGCCGGAAUGGGGGCAUGAGCUGAUGAAAUAUCUAAGUAAAAGAAAACAGCUCAGGAGAGUAUUCCUCAUAAUCGAGUCCAAAGCUGGCGUUAAAACCUCCGAUAAAGAGGUCCUUUCCAUCCUCCGAGAAUUUACCGUCCCUCACCAAAUCAUCGUCAGUAAGGCCGAUGGCUUUCUGACUGCGGGCAGGACAGACCAUAAGGGCUAUAGCUCAUCCAAAAUUAAGCGGUUCCGCGAUGUUGUCCGGCAAAUAAGAAAGGAGGUGACGCCUAUCACGCGAGAUGACGGGAUUCCACCUCUGGGCGACAUUCUAGCCUGCAGCACGAAGAUCCGUGUUGGCGAAGGUCAUCAUAAGAUUCCCCUGGGUAUCGAUGCGUUGCAGUGGGCUAUUAUACAGGCUGCUGGCCUUGAUCAUCUGCCAUCUCAAGCUUCCAUUUCCUUGCCGAAACAGAGCCUAGAGGCAGAGGGAGACAAGGGCGGAGAAGGGAGUGCGGGUGGCGUCAAGGGGUAA